This is a messenger RNA of Fusarium odoratissimum NRRL 54006, 2007 nucleotides long. RefSeq lists its product as uncharacterized. NCBI's taxonomy places the organism in Eukaryota, Fungi, Ascomycota, Sordariomycetes, Hypocreales, Nectriaceae. Bases 1 to 2007 code for a protein of 668 amino acids. The transcript has 4 exons. The record is from RefSeq and is a predicted model, not a curated record.
AUGGCUUCGCAAGGCUCAAGCUCCGCCCCUCCUAGGGAUGUUUAUGCCUGUGAGGUGUCUGAAGACUGGGAUCCCGUUGCUCUCAGAGCAACACUUCCUCGUGGACUCACUCCAUCUCUGAAGGUCAAGAAAGGUGACAAUGUCUGGGCCUACCACACCAACCAGGGUUAUGGCUACAUCCAUCUUCCUACUGGAGACACACACCUCAGAGGUUGGGUACCUCUCAGGAUUCUGAAGAAGGGCGCAAUCCGGGUCGAAGACUUACCCAUCGAACUUCCCGCAGAGGUCCGUAAUCUGGGACAGAGCGCAGCAAGACCUCAGAGCGAUAAUUCUGCCAACGUUCUGCACAAGACCCUUCGGUGUCUUUGGCGUAAGAUCAUUAGCGAACAAGCGCUCAUCAAGGAAGUGAUUCCCGGCAUGAAUGAACAGAGCCAGAGCGUGCUCUUCAACAAUACCACGAGCGCAUACGCCGACGUAGUCUACAAGUGUAUCACUCCGCAAGCUCGUAACAUGAUGGCCACCGGCAAUUUCGCUAUUGAACAACUGAUGUCUUUGCAGCCAGUCUCCAAGUCUUGGCCUAAGGAAGCUGGAGUUUAUAUCAUCAUCUAUCAAGGCUUUGGUGGCCGCAAGUCUGGAAACGUAACCUAUCAAACGGCCAUUUACGUCGGACAGACUGUUCAGUUUCAAAAGCGCAAGGAUGCACACACCAGAGAUGCGGGUACCAAGAACUCCACGCAUUACAGCCUUGCCAAAAAGGCCAAGAAGAUGGUGAUGAUACCUCUCCUCUUACAAACAGAGAGCGCUGUUCCUCCGUUUUUCCUUGACAUUGCGGAAUUCUCGUUCGUAUGCCUUUUUCGAAGCUGGUAUGCGGCUCUCUUCAAACCGCGCGAUCCUGAGCUCCUCGGAGCCUAUACUACUGACUACGACGCAUGCGUAGUCUUUUCUCGCAUUAUGCGAGAUGUAUCUGCCGAGACAGGCUGGAAUCUGGCUCGCACCUAUGGCUUGAACUGGAAUACCCCAGUUCUGAGGCACCCCAAGGUUGACCAGCCAUGGGUUUCGUGGUACGAAGAGGAGCUUAAGAUGUACAAGUAUCGUACCCGGCGUACAAUCUUCCUGCAACCAGACAAAGCUCACGUCCGAUGGCACGGUAGGAAGGAGCUCGGUAUCCCUCUGGAAGUCGCUCAAGAUGCCGGUUUUGUGAACGGCCAGUCAGUCCAUCUUGUAGUUGAGAUCUGCAAAAGUGGCGACGAAUAUCUCACACACCCUUUCCGCUUUGUCCGUCUCCCGCCCAAGGUAGGUCGCAAUACGGAGCUUGAAAAGCUCAGGUCCGUCGCUGUCAAGAUCCAGUGGCUCCCUGAGGGGAAGAGGCAAUGGAAGGAGUACUAUCUUGAAAGAUCCAGACUCUGGCAACCAAUCAGCAAGACCAACCCCGUUUUGCACAUCUACCGCACCGGCCUCAUGAUACUUUGCGACAUGGAAAAGACCAGCUAUACCGGAGGUCCAGAAUGGUUGCAUAACGUCUCGCCAACGGGUAUCCAGUUCCUUCGAUACAACCAUCUGGAGCAGAAGCAAGUAGUUGAGAUGGUUCCGCCGCGAGUCAUUCCGUGGCCAGAGGACAACACAAUGGAAAAGAACAAACAGAGACUGCUUGAACUGUUCCCCCGGGCAUCAAACCCCGAUACCAUUAUAGGACCGCGACCUCCGCAGGGAUUUUUCACCAAGAACCGCAAGUCGUGCGAUAUGUGCCUUUCACAACGGACUACCACUGCCUGCAAGUAUGAUCCUACUGACGACUCAUGCCAGUGUUGUCGACCUCUGAACCGCCCUUGCACGUGGUCUAGAGCAGGGCAAGACGUCAUGGAUCUAUUUGUUCAUGGUGAGAGCCUGGAGGAACUUGGUAUUGCGGUAAACCUUUCCCGAGACAUGGGUUCAAUGAUCGGUCCAAUGGUGGAGCCCCCCUUCGAUCCUGAUAUCGAGGGCAUGGAGCAUGAAGAUCAGCAGGACUGA